Xenopus laevis (African clawed frog) is the source of this 3532-nucleotide messenger RNA. It is a transcript of the gene gjc1.L, whose product is annotated as gap junction protein gamma 1 L homeolog. Gene Ontology annotation, molecular function: gap junction channel activity. NCBI's taxonomy places the organism in Eukaryota, Metazoa, Chordata, Amphibia, Anura, Pipidae. Gene Ontology annotation, cellular component: plasma membrane; connexin complex; gap junction. The record is from RefSeq and is a predicted model, not a curated record. The coding region runs from base 178 to 1311 and encodes 377 amino acids. Gene Ontology annotation, biological process: cell-cell signaling; transmembrane transport; cell communication. The transcript is spliced from 3 exons.
GUCUGGCCGCGGAGUUGGCGCUUCUAUUGCCCCAGCGGAGAGAUCGCGCGGAACCUGGAGCCGCUAGUACAGUAGUAAGUGUCCUGCUGAGUGCUAACCGACUGCGCUUAUACGCUCCUUUACUCCUCUCAGUACAGUGAGAACUAGCGCUAUUACUAGAGCUGAUCGGGGCUCAGAAUGAGCUGGAGUUUCUUAACCCGUCUCCUUGAGGAGAUCAACAACCACUCAACAUUCGUUGGGAAGGUCUGGCUGACUGUGCUCAUCAUAUUCCGAAUUGUCCUGACUGCUGUUGGUGGGGAGUCUAUAUAUUAUGAUGAACAGAGUAAAUUUUCGUGCAACACGCAGCAGCCCGGUUGCGAGAAUGUCUGUUAUGACAAAUUUGCGCCCCUGUCCCACGUUCGAUUCUGGGUUUUCCAAAUUAUCCUCAUCACCACCCCAUCCAUUAUGUAUCUGGGGUUCGCCAUGCAUCGGAUUGCACGUGAGCCAGAGGAGAGGCAAAGGCGCAUGGAUAAAACAAAGAGCAAAAAGCGCGCUCCCAUAAUUCAUCGGGGAGCCAUGAGAGACUAUGAAGAGGCUGAAGAUAAUCAAGAGGAAGACCCCAUGAUUUGUGAAGAAGAGGAACAUGAAAAAGACAGUGACAAAGGAGACAAAAAGAAACACGAUGGCCGCCGGCGAAUCAAACAAGACGGCUUGAUGAAAGUCUACGUGCUGCAACUGCUGGUCCGUUCAGUGUUUGAAGUUGGCUUCCUGAUGGGCCAGUAUAUAUUAUAUGGGUUUGAGGUCAUUCCCUACUUUGUGUGCACCCGGAAACCAUGCCCUCAUACUGUCGACUGCUUUGUGUCCCGUCCUACUGAGAAGACCAUCUUUCUGCUGAUCAUGUAUGCUGUCAGCGCACUCUGCCUGUUCCUGAACCUGUGCGAGCUCUUCCACUUAGGCAUAGGGGGUAUCCGAGAUGCCCUUCGACAGAAGAGAAAAGAAAUUCAGGAAUCCCGUAAGAAAGCCCCAAGUGCCCCUCCAAAUUACCACUCCGUACUGAAGAAAGGCAGACUGCCCAACGGCAAACCAGUUUUUCCAGGAAACGGAGUGUCUGAAGGCUUUGAGCUGCCUGUACAUGAGCUGGACAGGUUGAGGCAGCACCUCAAGUUGGCUCAAGAGCACCUUGACUUGGCUUUCCACCUGAACCCAACAGGCGAUACUGCAAAUGCUUCCCGAAGUAGUAGCCCUGAGGCCAACAGCAUUGCUGCAGAACAGAAUCGGCUGAACCUUGCACAAGAGAAGGGAGCGGGAAGCCGUGAAAAAUCUGGUUUGUGAUCGUGGAGAGCGGGUGGGUCGUGGGGGGGGGGAAUGGAAUGGCUUGUUGUUCAACUGGAAUCAAGUUACUAAAAGGUUCUUGACCCUCUCCUGGCAGGGGGGGAAGCGCGGAGGGCGAGAGGAAGUGAAGAAAAGGGAACUAUUUUUUUUGGGGGGGGGGUUGUUGGGGGAAGGGUAGGAGGUUUGAAUGCACCUCUGUGUUUUGUGAACUGAUCAUGUUCUUUGUCUCAUGCCAAGUGCUGCCAAUGCCGGGCGAGGUUUAAUACCACUGGUUUACAUAGGCUGGCGGCUGUUCUACCCUCUGGUUAUAGGGUGAGAGCCCAUUUCAGCCUAGAAAUAUUUUUAUUUGAAUUUGAUAUUUUUGUGUACUGGAAGCUGCUGCAAACACUUGUAUUGUGCUGCAGACUGUAAUGCCGCAUGUGUUGGAAUAGUUCAACUAUUUCAGCGUUGGACAACCUUGCGGCUGUAGGUUGCCAGCUUACUUUCAACGCAAUUCUUUUAUACGAUACCUAGCAUAAAUGAAAGGGAUAUCUUGCCUUUUUAUUUUUGUGCUUUUAUGUUUUUUUUUUGUUUUUAGAUGUAGUUCCAUAUGACUUUGCUGCGGUACUCUGAGCCCAUCAGUGCCAGCACACCUUCCCUCUGACUGUAUUUGUUUUGGAGGGGAUUUAUAAGCUUUAUGCAUUCCUGGGUUCUGUUAAAGUUCUGAUCCUCCCUGCUGUUCGCCUGUUGAACUAACUACAAGUCCCAGCAUCCGAUGACAGGCUGAGGGUUCUCAUUCAGAAACAGCUGGAGGGUUGGAGGGAAAAAUUCCAUGUUACUAUUUUUUUUGUCUUUUUGCAUUUGACAGAUUUUGUAAGGAAAACUUGGCACCAGAGCUGGAGGAUGGGGUUGUGCCAAAUUCAUUCACGAUUAGGGGAAGGGGAGGCUAAUUUUUCCAUUCUCCCCUCUCCCCUGUUUUUUGAAAGCUUUAAACAUUCCAGAGGCGCUCCUUCUGCACACAUGUUAUGUACAUGGAGUGGUACAGCCCACGGGGCACAACAGUAUAUCAAGAACUAGAGAAUGUGCCUUUCCCGUUUGCAGAAGGGAGUUGGGUUUGCUGAAUUGUUUUUGCUGUUUAAUGGGGCACUUCAGUCUGUUCCUGGUGCUUCCAACUGCUUUAGGGUAACCUGCACAUUCCAUCAGUCACCACCCGCUCCUUCACAAAUUCCAAAAAAAUAACCUCACGUGUCUAGGAGCCGGGUGAGGGGGCUACUGUGUAUACAGAGGUGAACAGCUGUUUGAAAUACUUGCAUUAACCCAUUGGUUGAUGGUAUUUUGGCCAAUGGAAACCAGCUGCGUUAUAGUAAAUCACACCUCCCUCUGUCACCUCCGUGCCUUUAAAGAUAAAAUACAAGUUUCUAUGCCAGAGCACCCUGUUACUUUAUGUACUAACAUUUCCAUUUCCAAAACAUUCUUAUAACUGGAACUAUUUACACUGCUCUUUCCCACUAGGGGGUGCCAUUACCUUGAUGUACCUAAUCUCAAGCACCAAAGCAUUCUCUCCUAGAACUUUCUUCUUCAAUGGAAAAUUAACCCAUGCCUGCACUUGCAAAUAGCUCCAUAUAUUGUUUCCUUAUGUGACAAAGAAAGGAGAAAUUAUUUUAUUUUAAUGUGACUUUUUAGUUCAUUAUUUGAAGUGUUAUUCUCUGUCAUGGUAGCAUUCCUGGGUUCUAAGUUUGGGCAGAAGAAUUCGAAACAAGGCACAUGCCGUUUUUUCACUCUUCUAUGGAAAAGGAGCAUCAAAACCAGGUAAUUGUUACAGAUCUUUGACUAAAGCAAGGGACGAAAGCACGCCAAAUUGAUGGCCUUCUUCCGGAAACAAUCCUAUACGUGCAUCAUUCAGGGAUUCACAGCUUCCAUAGAAAGACGUGUUUGACGAAUUGCCGUGUGUUUUGACACUGCUUUUCCAUAGAAAAAUGACGUGCCCCUUCGGAUGUAGUCUCCACGGUAACAGUGUGCUCUUUCAUAGGAAGCCAUUUUCCAUCUUGUAUUUUAUUCUUCUUUAUCUACGCUGGAGACGCUUGAAAUUGUACAGACAUCUCAUAGCUUCAUCUCUUUAUAUGAUAGGAUAUUUGUCUUUAUUGGGGGGGGGGGCUGUAUGGUUAUGUUUUAUUGAAGACUUCUUGGUACUGGAAACAUUAUUUUGUUUUUUAUACAGUGUUAUUAAAAAAAAUGAAAAUGA